UCCUUCAUUCCUUCCACCCAGGCCCCAAGCUAUUAAUACCACAACCAAAAACUACUUCACCUAUCAAUUACUCUCAUGAUCCAUUCCAACAUUCAACACAACACAACACAACACAAAAAUCUCACUUCAUUUUCUCUCUCAAACACAAUGCCCAAGAUAAUGAAAAUACCAUCACUCUUCAAAACCCAAGACCCCAAACAACCAUGGCAAUGGUCCUCAUGCAACAACCCCAAAACCCUUUCCUUCCGAGCAACCAACGACAAGGUUUUCAAGACCAUCAACUCCGCCUUCCUCGACACCUUCGAUGGCCCCGCCACCCCCGACUCUUGGUUCACCUACUCCUCCUCAGAGUGCGCCAGCACUGCUUUCUCCACUGACGAACACUCUGAGGACAACAACACCGACAAUGACAAUGACAAUGACAAUGACAACAAGGCGCUAGAGAUGAUCAUCCGAGACGGGAGGUCAUCGGAUAGGCUCUUCUUCGAGCCAGGCGACACGAGCUCGAGGCUCCUCGACAAGGAGGCAAGGAAGAAGUUGAGCGGGCCGUUCGAGGAGAGCGUGGCGCUGGCCGUGGAGUCGGACGACCCAUACAUGGAUUUCAAGGAAUCCAUGCAAGAGAUGGUGGAGAGCCAUGGAAUGGAGGAGUGGGACCUCCUGGAGGAGCUGCUCGGUUGGUACCUGAAGAUGAAUGCUAAACACAACCAUGGCUUUAUUGUUGGUGCCUUCGUCGAUCUCCUCGUUGGAAUCGCCAUGGAUUCUUCCACCACCACCACAGCCCUUUAUCGCUCCGAUUCGACUUCGUAUUCGUCAGCCGAUUCUUCUUUUUCUUCUCCUUGAUGUAGUACAAUGUUAGCAUUUAAUUAUGUAUCUGUCCCUCCAACAUAUUCACUGUGUAUACUAGGUUUUAACAACUAGGCUCUCAGAAUCAAUGCUUUUGGCUCUCUCCCUCUCUUACACAGAUUAAUUACUAAUUGAUAGAAAAUUUAUGGACCAUUAA
Messenger RNA from Salvia splendens (bonfire salvia), 1000 nucleotides. RefSeq names its product transcription repressor OFP13. Lineage: Eukaryota; Viridiplantae; Streptophyta; Magnoliopsida; Lamiales; Lamiaceae. The transcript has a single exon. The coding region runs from base 76 to 840 and encodes 254 amino acids. The record is from RefSeq and is a predicted model, not a curated record. Gene Ontology annotation, biological process: negative regulation of DNA-templated transcription.